AUGCAGAUCUUGUGCGUAACCUGCGACAAUGCAUCAAAUAAUGAUGUUAUGGUUCAGGAGCUGAGUAAUAAGGCCCCGGCAUUUGGAGGGGCAACAACACAUACCUGUUGUUUUCUCCACACAGUCAAUCUUGUAGCCAAGUCUUUGAUUUGA
Molecule: messenger RNA, 153 nt
Organism: Suillus discolor
Lineage: Eukaryota; Fungi; Basidiomycota; Agaricomycetes; Boletales; Suillaceae
Exons: 1
Coding region: 1-153 (50 amino acids)
Source: RefSeq, a predicted model, not a curated record